AUGCAGAACAAAAUCGAAAAGGUCGAGGGGGUGGUUGUUACAAGUUUUAAAGCACUAAAUGGAGUUAACGGACUUAUAGAAACAUAUUCUGCUGGUGGCAGUUUGGCUUCAAAAUUUGCUAAAACAAUGGAAUGUGUAAACGAGGUAGUUGCGCCUUUCAUACCUCUGGUAACUACGAUAACCACAUUAACGAAAGAAAUAGCAAAUGCAUAUGAGAAUGUUCAAUAUAAUAAAAAACUUGUGGAAUAUUGUCAAGGUUAUUAUCAAUCUUUUCAAAAAUUUGUAGUUUGUUUAGAAAAGAUUAAAGAAUUUUGUUAUGAUAUUUCUCAAUUAUCAAAAUUAAAAAAAUUUUUUACCAGUGGGAAUAUCAAAGAAAGUUUUCAAGAAAUUAUUAAAGAAUUUGAUGGUUGUUUAAUUGAUUUGAAUUUGGCAAUUUCAAUUACUUCAAAUGAAAAAAUGUGUAGAUAUUUGACGAUCUUACAUUGUGAUAUGAUUGAAAUGAAUAAAUUUUUAAAUGACAUUGGUAUUACAUCUAAAAACAAAGAGGUCAUCGAUGACAAUACCAAAACCCAUCAAGAAAUUAUUUCUAGAAUAACUAACGUUGAAGAACAAAAUAAGAUAAUUAUUGAUAAAAUCCUAGAGAACGAGAAAUCAUUUGAUUUCUCAUCAGUCAUUGAAGAAAUUAAUAAAAUUAAUGAACAAGUAAAUAACCAAAGUUCAACAAUUGAAAGAGUAAGACGAAUACCUCCUCAAGAGUUACAUGGCCCACCACAAUAUGUUACACGUAAGGGUAAUAGGGAAAUAAUCCGGAAAAAAAUUUAUAAAGCAAUGGAUGUUGCUUGUAAACCUAUUCUAACGAGUAAAAUCCAAAAUCAAAUCAAUAUUUUAGGACAAUUGAAUAUUUGCCCUUACAUUAUUCAAUUUCUUGGCCUAUCAAAGAUUGUUGACAAUAAUGUAAUGGUUUUUGAGUGGGCGGAAUACGGAACAUUAAAAGAGGUUUAUCUCUGUGAAAUUGGAUGGGUUACGAAGAUCUCUCUUGCUAGAGAUAUCUGUCGUGGCUUAGCAUUUUUACAUAGUGUGAAUAUACUUCACCACGACUUAAAGUUACAUUGGUUGGCUCCUGAAAAAUUAAAAUGUAUUCCUGCUGAACCAAAUUUUGAAGGCAAUAAAAAACCCGAACCAUAUGAAAAAAUGAACAUAUCAGAAAUUCAAAAACAUGUUUCAGAUGGGGGCAGAGAAGAAUUGGAUUUUGGAUCAUGCUCAAACUCUAUUCAAAAAGGAUAUUACUCCAUUAUUAAAAUUGCUUGGGUACAAGAACCAUCAUUACUUCCAGGAAUUCAAAAUCUUUUUAAUAUGUUACAGGAAUUAUAUGUAGCAAAUAAUGGUUUGUCGCCGUUAAAAUCAAUCACAAGUAAAAUAGUUAAAGAAUCAAAUGAUAUUUCAAAACCUGACAUUCACCAUUAUGGCUCUUACCCAUUAUCAAUUCCUUUUGAUGAAGGUUUAAAGGUUCAUGAAGCCGAAGAUUAUGAAAGAGCUUGGAAAUGUUUUGAAGAGCAUGCAAACAAUGGGCAUAGUGGAAGUACAUCAUAUAAAACAUGUAAUAAAGUCCUGAAAUUGAAUACUCAACUUGUUGCCGAGAGGUUAUUAACAAGUAUUAAUGCAAUAAAGGUUUGUCACGACAUUCAAAUGCAGUUUGAUAUUGAAUGCAAGGAAUGA
Molecule: messenger RNA, 1716 nt
Organism: Funneliformis mosseae
Lineage: Eukaryota; Fungi; Glomeromycota; Glomeromycetes; Glomerales; Glomeraceae
Source: the annotation of a GenBank genome assembly